This is a messenger RNA of Meloidogyne enterolobii, 933 nucleotides long. The record is from the annotation of a GenBank genome assembly. NCBI's taxonomy places the organism in Eukaryota, Metazoa, Nematoda, Chromadorea, Rhabditida, Meloidogynidae.
AUGCAAAAUAAAUUAGAACAAGUAGAAGUUUUGGUAAUUAUUUCUGAUUUUUCUUUGACUGAAGAAGGAAUCGAGGACAGCAGCGUUUUUACUUUAUACGAACCUCGUUUAAUUAAUAAGUGUUUGGAAGAAAUUUCUUGGUUAUUAUCGCCUAAUGUAGUUGUGGCAUAUGGAAAUAAUCCAAAAAGUGUUGGGGAGGAAUUGUUAAAAAAAUGGUCUAAACGUUUCAAAAGGUUGCAGUAUUUGUCUGUGGAUGAAUGCAAAUCUAUAAACGACAUUUUACGUCAAGUUGAGGACCGUCAAUUACUCAAAACGGAUUUUUUGUUUGUUUAUAAUUGUGCUACUUUUUGUUCUGUUAAUUUGGAAUGUUGGAUUGAAAAUUUUAGAGCACUCAGAAAACAAAAUAAAAAUGCCGUAGCAACACUAAUUUACUCAGAAAUUGAUGUUGAUGAAUCUUCCAAUAAUUCUUUAAUUUGUUAUAGAACUUGUACUAAAAAAUUAGUUAAUUAUAAUUUAAUAGAAGGAAGUAAAGGAAGAAGAUAUUUACAGACAAAAAAGGAUAUAUUUCUCACUGAAACAACUUUCCGAACAGAUUUAUUCCCCUUAAAUAUAUUUAUUUGUGCCUUAGAUUUUAUUGGACAUUUUGCUGGAAAUUAUGAUUUUAAUUGUGUAGAUAAUAUAAUUUUGGAUAUUUUAAGUAAUGAAGAAGUUAUUGGACAAGAAAUUUAUUUAAAUAUUUUGGAGAAAAAUAAAAUUGAAAAUUUAAAAGAAUUUGAAAGAAUAAUUAAAAUUAAAAAUUCCGGAAAGAAGAAAAUUAAAGAAUUUCCUGGAAAUUGUUCCGAUGUUUCUGAUGAGGAGGAAAAUGAAGAGGGAGAAGAAGAAAAUAUAAAGAGUGUGGGAGAGGGGAAUAAUAAACAGGUGUUGUUUAUUUAA